UUGGGUCGGGGCCGCCUCUAUACGCGGCCAACUUGGGACUUCGCAGGCGCUUAGCACAGCGCUCUGCACACGGCUGCCGCCCCGAUCGGUAAUGGGUUCCAAAUACGCCCCCUCGCUCCGGCUGUUCCUGCCCCUGUGGACCCUCCUCCUGGAAGCGGCCUUCAUCCUCACCUUCAUGUUUCUCAUUCCCUCUGAGGCUCCCGCCAACAUGUUGAAGGAUUCCCUGGAGCUGUACUCAGCCUUCCAGGAUGUGAACGUCAUGGCCGUGCUGGGCUUCGGCUUCCUGGUGGCCUCCCUGCGGCGUUUCUCCUGGAGCGGGCUGGCCUUCAACCUGUUCCUCGUGGCCGUCGGCGUCCAGUGGACCGUCCUGCUGGACGGCUUCCUCUUUCACUUCUCCGCCGGGAAACUUUACAUCGGCCUGCGCAGCCUGUUGGUGGCCACCAUGAGUGUGGUAUCCGUGCUGAUCUCGGCCGGGGCCAUCCUGGGCCAGGCCAAUGUGGUCCAGCUCCUGGUGAUGACGCUGGUGGAAGUCUCGGCCUUCUCCAUCACCAGGUGGCUCAGCCUGGAAAUCCUCCAGGUGGAGACCCACGAGUUCAUGAUGUACGUCCACAUUUUUGGGGCCUAUUUUGGAUUGAUGGUGGCCUGGUUCCUCUGGAAGCCACUGCCCAAGGAAGCCUUGGAGAAGGCCAAGGCAGCAACUACCACCGGCUUAUUUUCCAUGCUGGGCACGCUCUUCCUGUGGAUGUUCUGGCCCACCUUCAAUUCCGUCUUGCUGGACGUUCACGUGGCGAAGAAGGCCGUCUUCAACACCUACUACGCCAUCGCGGCCAGCGCGGUGACCGCCAUAGCUCUGUCGGCUGCAGCGCACAGCCGAGGGAAGAUCGAUAUGGUCGACGUACACAACGCGACGCUGGCCGGCGGGGUGGCCGUGGGCCCCACGGCUCGCCUCAUCGAGUCCCCGGCCUUGGCCAUGGCUCUUGGACUGGUGGCCGGCUCCAUCUCCGUCUUGGGGGCCAAAUGCUUACCGGUGUGCUUUAACCGAGUGCUCAAGAUUCACGACACCUGUGGCGUUCACUCCACCUUCGGCCUGCCCGGGCUGCUCGGAGGCGUCGCCUACAUCGGGUUCAAUCUGGUGGAGGCCAGUUGGACCAAUUUCACCAAGAUGGGCUACCAGGCCCUGCUUGACGCGGGCAGUCUCAGUUUAGCCGUGGCUAUGAGUUUGGCGACGGGCGUCCUGACAGGUUUACUUUUAAUGUUGAAAAUAUGGAAAACCCCCCACGUGGUUAAACACUUUGAUGACCAGGCUUUUUGGGAGUUUCCCCAUUUGGCUGUUGGAUACUAAGCAAAAGCCCCGAAGGAACAGAAGGUCCGUUUGAAACCACGAAAAGCACAUAUUGGUCUUUCUUCUCUCAUCGAGAAAGACACAACCGACAUUUUCCCUCUAGCCGGGCAGCGGAACGUGGGAACAGAAGCGAUCUUGGAUGAAUUUCUGAUGCUUACAAAAGUCCUGCCAGUUUUGAUUAAACCAUAUUUAAUCGUUAAUAAUAAAUCUAAGGUUUCAAUCUU
Tachyglossus aculeatus (Australian echidna) is the source of this 1566-nucleotide messenger RNA. RefSeq names its product Rh blood group CcEe antigens (gene RHCE). NCBI's taxonomy places the organism in Eukaryota, Metazoa, Chordata, Mammalia, Monotremata, Tachyglossidae. The transcript has 11 exons. The record is from RefSeq and is a predicted model, not a curated record. Gene Ontology annotation, biological process: ammonium homeostasis; ammonium transmembrane transport. Gene Ontology annotation, molecular function: ammonium channel activity. Bases 92 to 1342 code for a protein of 416 amino acids. Gene Ontology annotation, cellular component: plasma membrane.